This is a messenger RNA of Scomber scombrus (Atlantic mackerel), 1056 nucleotides long. Its product is annotated as LIM/homeobox protein Lhx8-like. Gene Ontology annotation, cellular component: nucleus. The record is from RefSeq and is a predicted model, not a curated record. Bases 1 to 1026 code for a protein of 341 amino acids. Gene Ontology annotation, molecular function: DNA-binding transcription factor activity, RNA polymerase II-specific; RNA polymerase II transcription regulatory region sequence-specific DNA binding. Gene Ontology annotation, biological process: forebrain neuron development; regulation of transcription by RNA polymerase II; neuron differentiation. NCBI's taxonomy places the organism in Eukaryota, Metazoa, Chordata, Actinopteri, Scombriformes, Scombridae. The transcript is spliced from 8 exons.
AUGUCGGAGAUAGAAAGGGAAUCGACGGAGGUUGUUUUCACUCAGCUACAACAAGGAAAUAUUUUUGUCGACACAGGUUCCUCUGGGGCUGAAGAUGCUUUCGAGGAGGACUCGUACUCUCCUUCGUCUCUCUCCUCUUCCUCCUCCGUCCCCGCUGGAACCUCUCUGCAGGGGAAACCACAGUGCACUUCCUGCGGCCAGGAGAUAGCGGACCGAUACCUGCUCAAGGUGAAUAACUUUUGCUGGCAUGUGCGCUGCCUCUCAUGCAGUGUGUGUAAUACAUCACUGGGGCGCCACGUGAGCUGCUUCAUCAAAGAUAAACAAGUUUUCUGCAAACUGGACUACUUCAGGAGGUAUGGGACCCGCUGUGCUCGUUGUGGCCGUAACAUCCAUUCCAGUGACUGGGUGCGUCGGGCGCGAGGCAACACCUUCCACCUGGCCUGUUUCUCCUGCACCUCUUGUAAACGCCAGCUGUCCACUGGGGAGGAGUGUGGACUACUAGAGAACAGAGUCUUCUGCCGGCCGCACUAUGACAUUAUGAUGGAGAACCUCAAACAUGCUAAGGAAAAUGAGCAACCAAAGACAGAGGAAGAUGAGGCGGAAAAAGAUGGCUCCAGCACUAUGCCCAGACCUGCUAAAAGAGCCAGGACCAGCUUUACUGUUGACCAGUUACAGGUGAUGCAGACUCAGUUUGCUAAGGAUAACAACCCUGAUGCCCAGACUCUGCAGAAACUAGCAGAGAGGACCGGACUCAGCCGCAGGGUUAUUCAGGUUUGGUUUCAGAACUGCCGAGCCCGUCAAAAGAAACACAUCAGCCCCCAUCCUGCGUCAACAAUGAUGACAUCACUUGCUCCUGGUCAGAUGACACCACCUUUGAUGGAGGAUCUGCAAUACACAACCUACAUUUCUCCAGAUGCACCCCUUCUCACUACAUUGACUUAUAUGGAUGUCCAAACUCCAGACCCACUUUUGCUUCAGCCCCUCAUGUCUCAUCCACUGUCGCAACAGCCAGCCAGCCACGCCUGACUGACAGCUCGCCUCUGAAGAGAUGAAGCU